Molecule: messenger RNA, 8106 nt
Organism: Acinonyx jubatus (cheetah)
Lineage: Eukaryota; Metazoa; Chordata; Mammalia; Carnivora; Felidae
Gene: PHAF1
Product: phagosome assembly factor 1
Exons: 16
Coding region: 5516-6718 (400 amino acids)
Biological process (GO): Golgi to plasma membrane protein transport
Cellular component (GO): dendrite; trans-Golgi network; synaptic vesicle membrane
Source: RefSeq, a predicted model, not a curated record
CUCAGGACUAUGCUUCUUGCUUAUCUCCAGGCCCUUCCUGCCUCUGGUCUCUGCCUCUUAUUCCCCUGCGCCCGCGGCUCCUCGUCUUUUCCGUCCUCACAGCUCUUUGGGCUCCAGGCACUAACUUACCUGCUCCUACCGGCCAGACCCACCAGUCUGUCGCUCUGCCUGGCCUAGAUGCCCUCGCCUCAGGCCUCAGCAGGGCUCCUCCUGGGGCAGUGGUAAGGUAGUAAUAAUAACAAUGGUGGACACGCCCCAAACACUUACCCAAGGCCAGGCCCUCCUUCCCUGUGCGUAGUUACCUCAAGUAUGCCUCCUUGGGAUCUGAGGGUCCAUACUUUUGUUUUUCCUAUUUCUAUUUUGCACCCUUAAUAGCUAAGAAGUUACACUCUAAAACGCCACAGUAGUCUGUCUCCCUUUGCUUUUCUGGGCUGUGAGUUGCCUUGUCGGAAGGGGAAACCUAGGCUUAGAUCCCAUAAUCACGUGUUAGGGAUCUAGUCAAGGGAGGUGAGAAGAGUUUGUAUCUUAAAGGAAAUUGUGACUUGUUUCUUGUUUUUAAUGUGGUCGAUGUGUGAUUUAAUCCUAAACCCAGACCUUAGCAGAGAGAGUUGAAGGUUGAAUGACAUAAGAGUUCAGGGAAAGUAACGUUCAGUUUGUAUAAAAUGCAAUUUGGCCAUUUUAGGGGUUUGGGGCCAGUUUUAACUACCCCCAACGUCGCUGCCUUUAUGUGUAGAAGUAUGUGCAUUCAGUAAGUCCAGUGUGUGUUUACACUUAUCCAGCACUAGGAAAAAGGGGUGUGGACCAGGUGUUGGUGCUGUUUGUGCAGAUCUGAACUUUUGUCCCACUAAUUUGGGCUACUGGGCUGAGUCACCUACUCCUUUGGGCUAUAGCUUAUCCUUGAAUCUGGAAUACUCAUCUAUGGAGAUAGCAUAAAUGAGGAACUGGAGGAUAGAUGCUGGUAGGACCCUACUGUGCUCAGUGUUUCCAAGAACUAACUGAACUACAAGCCUCUGGGUUUGAGCCAGUUUUAUUGAGUGGUCGGAGCCAACUUCUCUCAUAACUUAAACCACACCUGCAGAGUUCUUCCCCAAAUUUUAGCUGGUGUGAAACACUCUGGCCUGUUGUGAAGCACCAAGAAUUUGACUGGGAGGCCAGUGAUAUAUUUACCUCCAGAUCCAUUCAUCAUGCUGUUGCUGUUUGGCUUCUAGUUAAGAAAGAACCUCCCUCACAGCUUCUCAUACCAGUACUUCACAGGGCAGAGUGAGAACCACAACCAUAGCUUCAAACUGUACUUGAUGGUGUGACUAGGUUGUGGAUCUCUGUGGUAGUCUCUUGGCCAAAAGUUGAGGGGUGCCUGGUUGGCUCAAUGAGUAGAGCAUGCAACUCUUAACCUCAGGAGUUGUGAGUUCGAGCCCCAUGUUGGGGCCAGAGUUUACUCAAAGUAAAAUAAAGAUAUUAUUUGAAACCAGGAUUUCAAAAAAAAAAGCUGGGUGGAAGGGCAAAGUUUCUUCUGUCAACUAUUUAGAUACCUUAACCCUUACUCCUAACUUUGCCAGUUCCCAGAAAUCAAGGGUUAGUGUAGUUCUUUCAAAUUGUCUAAAUAACAACAGUGAGAAGAGAAUUUCUUUCUUUUUUUUUUUAAUGUUUAUUUAUUUAUUUUGAGAGAGAGAGUGCUCAGACGAGUGGGGGAAGGGGCAGAGAGAGAAGAGAGGGAGAAUUCCAAGCAGGUUCUGUGCUGUCAGCACAGAGCCCAGCACUGGGCUCGAUGUCAUGAAUUGUGAGAUCAUGACCUGAGCUGAAAUCAAGAGUCAGACACUUAACUGACUGAGCCACCCAGGUACCCCAAAAACAGCAUUUCUGUACGGUGGGCCCAGAAUUGAACUUUGAGGGAAACCUCAUAGAGGCAGCUUGGCCUUGAUGAUUCUUUUGUGGAUCUUAAAAAUCCACAUUUUUAAAUUAUGUCUGCCUGAGAGAUGAUGGUCAUUUUUAACUUCCUCAAGCUUAAAAAAAAAAAAAAAAGAUUUUUCUCUCUCUCAGUCUUCUUCCCAGCCCUCAACACAUCUAAGCUGCUGUUGUGGCUGAUAGGUAGGGGUAGGUCUAAGGUGGAUCUAUGCUUUAGAAUUACAUUCCUAGAGAACCAGGCAGUGCUUAACUAAAGUUACCACAGCCCUGUAAGGUAAUCUUCAUUUCCCAGAUGAAGAGCAGGCUCAGAAAGGUAGAGAUGAUGAAAAGUAGGUAGCUGAACAGGGAUUCCCUGCUUCCCACCACUCUGCCCUUCUAAGGAUGGGCUCAGCUUUGUCUCUAGGUUUCUUUUUGGAAUCUCUGCAAAUGCAGAUGCAUCAAGCCCUUGCCAUCAUCUGCCUGGCAUCACAGUGGAGAUCUGCAUCCAGCUUCUUGGCUGCCUUCCUGGCCUUUGUGUAAUGUUGGGAGAUUAGGGAAAUGCCAACAACAUAGGGAAAGGCAAACCUAGGCAAAGAGGACUCUCUGGUAAUGCCACUGAUGGCUUGACUAAUGGUGAAGUAAAGGCAGUGCAAACUUGAAAUGUUUUCAGUAAGACUUGGAGAAUGUAUUGGUGUGGAAGCAUAUCUCUAAAUUGUUCUAGAGAGACUGAAGGCUUGCUCUGUUGAAGGCAACAUAUGUACCCCUGCGGACUCUGCUUACUAACAUCAAAAGUUGAAUAAGAAAUGCUCCUGUGCCCUGAAGAAGUUAGUCUCAUGUGGGUUAAGGGAUAAAGAAAUAGUUCAUUUUACUAAAAUGAGGGAGAGGUCAUGUAGGGUGCUUUGGAAGGGGAGAAGGGACUUGACCUGACGGGAUUCAGGGAGGGCUUCCUAUCAAACUACAGAAGUCAAUAUCAUUCCUGGAGCCAGUGAGCACCAGGAAAGCCCUAUCAGAAAUCUGCCAUGGGGCACCUGGGUGGCUCAGUUGGUUAAAUGGCUGACUUUGGCUCAGGUCAUGCUUUCAUGGUUUGUUUUUUAUUUUUGUUUUUGUUUUUUAUUUUUUUAAAUGCUUAUUUAUUUUUGAAGGAGACAGAGAGCAUGAGCAGGGGAGAGGGAGAGAAAGAGGGAGACACAGAAUCCGAAGCAGGCUCUAGGCUCUGAGCUGUAAGCACAAAGCCUGAUGUGGGACUUGAGCUCACUAGCUAUGAGAACAUGACCCAACCGACUGAACCACCCAGGUGCCCCAUGAUCUCAUCGUUUUUGAGUUCAAGCCCCAUAUCGGGCUCUGCACUGGCAGUACAGAGCCUGCCUGGGAUUCUCUCUCUUUCCCUCUCUCUCUGCCCCUCUCCCACUUGCACGCACACGCUCUCUCUCUGUCUUUCAGUAAACAAACAAACAAACAAACUUAAAAGUAGGAAAUUCUAGGGGCGCCUGGGUGGCUCAACCGACUAAGCGUCCAACUUUGGCUCGGGUCAUGAUCUCACAGUUGGUGAGUUCAAGCCCCACGUUGGGCUCUGUGCGGACAGCUCAGAGCCUGGAGCCUCCUUUGGAUUCUGUGUCUCCCUCUCUGUCUGCUUCUCCCCCACUUGCACUCUGUAUCUCUCUCUCUCUCUCUCUCUCAAAAAUAAAGAUUAAAAAAAAAUUUUUUUUUUUAAAUAGGAAAUUCUACCACCAGAUUUCUCUUCUACGGUGUCUCCAUAAACGUAAAUCUUACAGUCAAAUUCAAAACAAAACACUGGGAAAGAUAGUGUGUGUAGGGAACUAUAAGCAGUUUGGUAUUAUAAUGAGAGUGUGAUGUACUGGUGGAAGAAGAAAAUGGGUUCUCCAAAUUCCCAAUUCUUUCUCGUGAUAGCUGCCUGGGACACUAUCAAGGAGCUUUUGGGUCCACUGGAAAAGAGGGUAUCUAUUAGUGAAGUGUGUUGCAGACACAGGUUUAGGAAGAAAGAGGCUAGAUUUGGGGAGGUGGAGAAGGAAUCUAGAGGUUUCUGGCUUGAGUGACUGGGUAGAUGUUAGAGGUAUGGAGACCCAGAAUACAGAGGAGAACUCAGAUUGAAAAGAAGGUGAAAAAGUCUCUUUUUUAAUCUGUUAACUUUUUAUUUGCCUUUUUUUUUUUUUAAUGUUUAUUUUUGAGAGAGAGAGAGAGAGCACACAAGCAGGGAAGGGGCAGAGAGAGAGGGAGACACUGAAUCUGAAGCAGGCUUCAGGCUCUGAGCUGUCACCACAGAGCCCGAUGCAGCCUCAGUCUCAGGAACCGUAAGAUCAUGACCAGAGCCGAAGUCAAAUGCUUAACCAACUGAGCCACCCAGGUGGCCCUAUUUGCCUGUAGAUAUCUAUGUAGAUAUAUAGAUAUAUAGAUAUAUAGAAAGCAGAAUAAGAUAUGAAUCAGAAACUAGGUGGUUGAUUGGAUGAGUGUAUGAAGGAUGGGCAGAAGGAAACAUUGCCCAUCAUAGAGAUCUGGGGAAGUUAGAGGAACAGCAAGAAAGAAUGGUGUUAGUAGAGACAAAAUGAGGGUGCUCAGAGUGAGAGAGUGGUCACCAGGGUCUAUGGUACAGGACCUACAUGUCCUAUAAUAGCUUUUUUUCACUUAGAGUUCAGCAGAUAUGUAGGACCACCUACUGUUGUGCCAGGCAUGGUGAUUGGGUGCUAGGUGUAUGACAGUGAGUAAUACAGGCAGUGUUUCUAUCCUCAAGGUAUAGGGGAGACUAACAGAAAUAAACAGGGGACAUCUGGGUGGCUCAGUUGGUUGAGCAUCUAACUUCUGUUCAGGUCAUGAUCUGGUUUGUGUGUUCAAGCCCCACGUUGUGCUCUGUGCUGACGGUGCGGAGCCUAGAGCCUGCUUUGAGUUCUAUGUCUCCCUCUCUUUCUGCCCCUCCCCUGCUCACACUCUGUCUCUCUCUCUGUCUCAAAAUUAAAUAAACAUUAAAAAUUUAAAAAAAAAUAGAUAAAUAGGAUGGGAGGCUUCAUUAGAUAAGGCAGUUGGGGAAGUGAGAUGUGAGUCAAGACCUGAAGAAUGAGAAGGAACCAACCAUGGAAAGGAUAUUCCAGCAGAAUCUGAGCUAGCACAGAGGCCUAAGUUAGCAAAGAGCUUAACAAGUGUGCUGGGAACAAAGGGAGGCAUGAUGAGCAGUGGAAAGAAAGAUGGAGGUAGAUAAGAUUGAGAAUAUUCAGGGACUUUAGGUGGUGACAUGCUGUUUGGGUUUUAUAACCCCGUAUUGGGAAAUCAUUGAAGGGCUGUAAGCAGACAAAUGAUGAGAUCUAUAAUACAUAGGAUGUAUACAGUUUAGAAAGCUGACAUACACUCCAUACCCUUUUUUGGGUCUAGGUAACUCUGUUCGGACUGGACAGUGCUCUAGUGUCUUUGUCAUACAUAUGUUUGGUUCCCUUUAGAGGCCUUUUGUAGCCUUCCUUUAUCAGCAGCUGUGUGACAACUGGUCAUUGUAGAUGCUUUGUCUCCUCCAGAUGGGGUUUCUCCCCAGGUGACUCAAGACCUGAGGAUCUGAAGAUUCCAAGGCCAGGGAUUUGAUGUAGUUAGGUGGAGAAGAAUCCUCUCUUGAGAAACUGAUUUGUGCUAUGUAGGAAUGCCUCUGGCUCAAGCAGUAGCCAUUCUUCAGAAGCACUGUCGCAUCAUCAAAAAUGUCCAGGUUCUCUACAGUGAACAGUCUCCUCUAAGCCAUGACCUCAUCCUUAACCUGACUCAGGACGGGAUCAAACUGCUGUUUGAUGCUUUCAAUCAGAGGCUUAAGGUGAUUGAAGUAUAUGACUUGACUAAAGUAAAGUUAAAAUAUUGUGGAGUGCAUUUUAACUCUCAGGCCAUAGCUCCCACCAUUGAGCAGAUUGACCAGUCUUUUGGUGCGACCCAUCCUGGAGUGUACAACUCCGCUGAGCAGCUCUUCCACCUCAACUUCAGAGGACUAUCUUUCUCUUUUCAGUUAGACUCGUGGACUGAGGCUCCCAAGUAUGAGCCCAAUUUUGCCCAUGGUCUAGCUUCUCUCCAGAUACCCCACGGAGCAACUGUGAAACGAAUGUACAUCUACAGUGGAAACAGCCUACAGGAUACCAAGGCUCCCGUGAUGCCCCUGAGCUGUUUCCUUGGCAAUGUGUAUGCUGAGAGUGUAGAUGUUCUUCGAGAUGGAACUGGACCCUCAGGUUUACGACUUCGGCUACUUGCUGCAGGUUGUGGACCGGGCCUAUUAGCAGAUGCCAAGAUGCGGGUAUUUGAACGUUCAGUGUAUUUUGGUGAUUCCUGCCAAGAUGUUCUUAGCAUGCUUGGCUCUCCACACAAGGUCUUCUAUAAGUCAGAAGACAAGAUGAAAAUUCAUUCUCCUUCCCCUCAUAAACAAGUUCCAUCCAAGUGCAAUGACUACUUUUUUAACUACUUCACUCUUGGAGUGGAUAUCCUCUUUGACGCAAAUACACACAAAGUGAAGAAGUUUGUCCUACACACCAAUUACCCUGGGCAUUAUAAUUUUAACAUUUAUCAUCGCUGUGAGUUCAAGAUCCCACUAGCCAUAAAGAAAGAAAAUGCAGAUGGUCAGACAGAAACAUGCACAACCUACAGCAAGUGGGACAGUAUCCAAGAGCUCCUGGGCCACCCUGUGGAGAAGCCUGUUGUCCUACACAGGUCCUCCUCCCCAAACAACACCAACCCAUUUGGCUCCACAUUCUGCUUUGGUCUUCAGCGGAUGAUCUUUGAGGUCAUGCAGAAUAACCAUAUUGCCUCGGUGACCCUGUAUGGCCCCCCCAGGCCUGGUGCCCACCUGAGAACAGCGGAGCUCCCCUAAGGACAUCACCGCCCAUGCCCCUCUGCCCUGUGGAGAUGUGCAUCGCAUCCUAUUCAGCAGGCUUCCAUGUGCCACCCUGUGGGUUUUCUUGGACACCCUGCCAGUGUUGAAGGGCUGUUGUGAUGUUCUGAGGUGGGGCUCAGACUGGGUGCUCUGCCAUGGAGUGAGAGGCCCAGAUAUUCCUCUGUCUGUCCUCGGCUUGCUGGUGCCAACAGAGGACACCGACUGCAAAGAGAAGCACAAACUCUGAGCCUUGAUACCUGGACCCAGGAGACCUCGACUAACACAUAAGGAGGCAGGGUUCUUUCUCCCCUGCCCCACACACAUUGGGAAAAGUUGGGACUCUUUCUGUGGCUGAGGUCACAGGCACCGAGGACGAGGAUGAGGUCCUGCCUUUGGCCCAUUGUUGCCACGUGACCCUUAAGGCGAGCAGGUAGCAUGUCCAUAGUACUUGGUUGCAACUUUUGCACUACAUCUACUUUAGUUACUUGAUGAGCUGGCUGUGGCCAACGUGGCCCACCUGCCCUUCCCUGCUCCUUCCUUGCACGCGCUCCCUACCAGGCCCAGUAGGCACACCCAACUGGUUGAAACACAACUUUUUACCAUCUAGGUAUGGGCCCAGGCCUUGUUCCUACCCCUCUUGGAGCCAGCCUUCAAGGUCACCUGUGCCCCCACUCUUCCCCAACAUGGCUGGCAGGCUGCAUGUUUCCAUCCUGUUUGCCUCUUUUAUUUAAUGCCAAAGUUUUAGCCAAAGACAUCUUCCUCCUUUUGUUGUUUCAGCAUUCUGUUCUGCACUGAGGGCUGGCUCUCUUGCCCCAACCCUGGGCAGUGUCCCCUGGCCAGGCCCAUUCAUGGUUCAAGGCCUCUGGGGCUCAAGGAAAGCUGGGCUGCUCAGUCUUUACAUGGGUCUUACUAAGGAAAGUAGCAUAUGUGCUUUAAAAAUAAUCCUUUUGAAAAGAAUUGAGAAGAGAAAUGUAUAAUUUUACCCAUUUUUAAUAUUUUGGUCUAGCAACUUGUGAUACAUAGAUGACAAUUUUGUGAGUUUUUCAAAUGUGUGUACAUAUUUUUGUAAAUAUGACUCUUUUGUAAUUAACUCAUGUACAGCCUCAUCCUGUAGAGUUUAACAAUGAAUGUGCAGGGGACCUGCCCCAGGCUCCUAAGUGGUUCCUGGGUUACAGCCAGGCUUGUGUGGCGCUCCCAUAACUUUGUGACUGACUGGUGUCUUCCUAUUUGGACUGUGGCCUGGCCGGAGGACCCCCCUCCCCGCAGCCCACAUUACAUCCCACUGUUGGGGCAGCCAGGACUAUUCCCAUCCUAGAAUAGGGGAACCUUCCUCAUGCCCUGCCCAUACCCCUCCAAUAAAGGCCUAUGCCCUCAGCAGCAGCUUA